UGACGUGGGUAGUUCACCUCGUCGGGUUUAUAAAAUAAUUACAGGCGCGUACUUUCCGACGCGACGGCUUUCGGCUGGUUUUAAGGGCAGGCCCUGCUCGUAGUGCUGAGACAGUUGCCACUCGCUUCCCAGCCUCUUCUCCAGCGCGAGGACCACACACAUACUCACACUCUUCCUUCAUCAGAACUACAGCUGAAGGAACAAUGGUGCGCGCUUCGACACCUAGGCACCUCGUACUGAUGGUGGUAGCUCUUACCGCUCUCUGCGUCGCCCUGCCGCAAUCCGUAAUGGCCAUCGACUUAAGUCGACUUUACGGUCACCUUAACGCGAAGAGGAAUGGCCACUAUAAUGAGUUGAAGAGUGGGUGGGUGGAAGAGAAGACCAUGGAUGUACCCCAGCCAGGAGACGCGUGUCAUCCCUAUGAACCGUUCAGAUGUCCUGGAGACGGAAUCUGCAUCUCCAUCCAGUACCUAUGCGACGGAGCACCUGAUUGUCCUGAUGGUUACGACGAGGAUUCUCGACUUUGCACAGCCGCAAAAAGGCCACCUGUGGAAGAAACAGCAAGUUUCCUGCAGUCUCUCCUUGCAAGCCACGGACCCAACUACCUGGAGAAAUUGUUCGGCAGCAAGGCAAGGGACGCACUAGCUCCACUCGGCGGGGUUGAAAAGGUCGCCAUAGCGCUCUCAGAAUCUCAAACCAUCGAAGAUUUUGGAACUGCGCUGCAUUUGAUGCGUUCCGAUUUAGAGCAUUUGCGUUCCGUCUUCAUGGCAGUAGAAAAUGGUGACUUGGGUAUGCUCAAGAGUCUGGGCAUCAAGGAUUCCGAACUGGGAGACGUCAAAUUUUUCCUAGAGAAACUGGUCAACACUGGUUUCCUGGACUGAGCGCCCCUUCGCUUUACCCUUUCUAUCCAAAAAGAAACAAUCCGUCAGUACUUAUCCUACUUCCUCCCAUACAUGUACACUCCUACGUUCUUCACGAGCCUCAUUUUAGUUCUGUCGACGCCGUUUUUCUUUGUCGUUAACCAGACAUCGAUCUCAGUAUUCGUGUUCAAGACAUAUCAAACGCCUACCGGUUCAGUAAGACAUAUCAUUAGCGGUGUAGAUUUAAACUCAACCCACUGGAAACAUCAGAUAUACCUAUAAAUAUAUUAGCACUUUGUUCUGAAGUUGUUUUAAACCAGAAUUUUGCUUAAUAAAUUGAAGCUAAAUAUAUGGAAUUUGUUAAAAAUUUUCUUCGCUACCAAUUCAAAAUUUGCUAUGCUGUUCUUAGCGGAAAUCAGUAAGAGAGACACCAAACUGAUUUACAAAAUUAAUAAUUUUGUUUUAAAUUUAUGAAGAAAUGCCGCCAGAUAUGAAAAUAGUGUUCACAUACAAUAUUUUAUUUCGUUUGAUAAUUUAAUUGGUAAUAUGAAAAUACGUAUGAUCUGGAAAUAAGUUUAUAAGAAUCGUCUUUUCCACGGUAUAUCGACUUGUGUGUUUAGUUCCACCACGACAUUACCAUCGACCAGGCUACCUCUGGCAGGAUCGGAAAUGAACGACUAUUUGCAUUAAUAACAUCUGCUAGGGCUAUCGACCGUGUCAAUCGGUUAAAUUCUUAUCCUACUGAAGCGGUUGAUAGCCCUUAGCAGAUUUUAUUAAUAUCAGUGACCGUGACAGAUUUAGAUCAUACAUUGUACUGUGUAAGAUUUGAGGUUUUCGCAGCGGUAAGCAUGAAGAUUUCUGUCUUCUGGGUUGUUGCGCAACAACCCAGAAGACAGAAAUCUUCAUACAUUAUACUAUUUGAACAUUCUCUUUCCGCUUCAAAAAAUAAAUUCAUCUCGAAACUGUUUAGAUCAUCUGAUUCAAGUGCUCUGAAAUUGAUUUCUUUGUCGUUAGCGCAGCAUUACAAAGCUUCUUGCUUUUCAGUUUCGUUGCAAUAAAACAAAAGUCAGAUAGACUGCAUACAAAACAAAUGCACUUGACCAAAAAUGCACACAAGAGAAAACAGAAAGCGUGCGGAAAAUAAAAAAUAACAGAUUGUACCUGCUUGAAAAGCUGUCGUGCUCUUGUCGUGUUCGACCAAUACCACAGCCGACAAAUCUGUGUCUGUUUGUCCCUCUCAACCCUUCAGCCCUUUCCUUCAUGUGCCACUGAGGUAAUGAUUUCACGUCCUCUUUAUCAGCAGCCGACCAAUAAAACAUGUUUCAUGUAUAAAUAACUAUUCAAUAUUCAUGAAGAUAAUAGAAUUCUUAAAAUACGUGUAUUUAUUAUCAACAACCGACUCAUCACUUGUCAGUUAUUUAAGAUGUUCAAAUGUGUGUUUAAGUAGGUUGUAGGAAUACAGUCCCCAAGUAGAACACACCGAUCAGAAGACAUCAUCUGUUGAAUUUUAUUAAUUUAAUAAAGUUUACACAUAAGAUGUUUAGUUUGUCGACGGUGAUAAUUUUACUAUUUGAUAUAAUGUUCUGAAAAUAUUAUGUGUUGUUCUAUAACACUGACUUAUUGCCUGAUAAUCCACACUAUGCCGACGUUAAAGUGUAUUGUAAUGGGAAUGACACAAAAUAAUUAAUAGAUGUUCAAUGCUUCAACUCCAGAUUCUUGGAGAAUAUUUGCUAAUUGGCAAAUUAUGCAUACCUUAUGCGUAUUUGAAAGUCCGUUACCAUGAUUUUCAUAUACAAACAAAAUUCCAUAUUUAACAUUAAUGGGUACUUGAGCCAAGCAUCCUAAUGGCAUUAACAUACAGCUGUAGAACGAGAGAAAAUUAAAGCCCCCAAAUCCUUUGGCCCGUGUAUUCCAUUCGCUGUAUAUGAAACAAAUAUAACGUUGAAAACAUUUACAGCUAAAUGCUACUUCUGCUUUCGUAGAAGAGAUUAUACAUAUGCUCCUCUCGGUGGCUGGAUGAUCAGAUGUAAAUAUUUUUCGUAGUCAUGAAAGACGACAAGGCGAGUAAUGAAUCGCGCUGUUCGCGAUGCCGCUUGAGUAAUGAAGGGCGUCACAAAACACAAAUACAAUGUCGGCAUGGAAACACAUCAGUAGUUGAUUUAGGCCUAGUAAAAUUAAAUAUUAUAGUUUAUUUUCUAGUAACUUUUAGAGAAAAUUUAUUGUCAUAAAUAUAAUUAUAUAUAAUUAUUGACAUUACUGUCAUUUGUGUGUCAGAUAUGUCGUUUAUAAUAUUAUUUUAUUCUACGGUGUAUUCUCGUAACGUUUCUAAGCUAUUAUAUAGCAUCUAUAUAGUUAACAUAUAUAUCUAUUCGAGUUAAUGUACCUUUUACAGUAGAUAAUACUUAUAAAGGGAAUGCAAUACAACGUUUUGAGUGUGAUAUGUAGUGGGGCAAGUAAUGUGGUGGAACUUAAGUUAUGCUGUAUUAUCAGAAUUAAUGUAAUACUACAUGAAUUCAGAUAUUGGGACUCCCCCAUCAAACAAUUAUAAUGCUGUGAUCGCAUGGUAAUCUUUCCCCUACAACCACGAAAAUAAAUCCAUUUCGUGAAACGAAAGUCCCAACAAUACAUGCAGGAUUGGAUGGAUAUACGAAUCUACUUGCUUACACUCCAAUUACAUGAGCUAGAAGACAGGCCUAAGAUAUAUGAACGUUUAUGAUAUAAGUAGCUGGAGAACAAAAGACGAAGUCAUUAACAAAUCUGUUUCCUUUUAUAUAAAUAAAAUAACUUAUGUGGGUGUAUCGAAGCAGAGAGUGACACCUUUUUAAUAACACCACUUCGUGAUCAAGAUAAAUGAUACAUAUAAAUCAUAUAAUUAUUAUAUCUGUUGUUGUAUAAUAUAUACGUAUAUAUUAUUUAAAGAGAGUUGUAAGGGAGUUGUCCCCAAGUAAUUUCUAAGAGUUAUAGAAUGAAGGGGACUUGUGCUUUUGCUAGCUGUAAUUCUUGUUGGGCUCGUGUAACGUCAAUGUGAGAAGUACGUAUUUCCGCUGAUAAUUUAAUAUGCUUGUUCAACUAACCUUUAAAAGGCUGUAAAUAUUUGAAAGAAAAUGGCGGCCUAUAUCCUAGUCGGAUGCUGUUAUUUGCUUGGCAACAUAUAAUGUUUCUCUCUUUCAACUAGCAGCACGUAAUAACACUCAUAAGCCUACAAACGUAACAAUUACAAGAAUACACUAUCAUUAAUGUAAAGUUUCCUCGAGGAAUGUUACAAUGUAAGUUACUUUACACUACACCUAAAUAUUUCUGAUUUAAAACCAUUUUGUCGUUCACAGUUAAGAACCACGAGUUUAAGAUAAGAAAGUACGAUCCCGGAAUAGAAAUAAAUGUGUAUUUCUUCAACAGUUUGCCGUUUUCAGAGCAAAUUUUUGAGUUCUAAAGGAAAUUAUCAGUUUGUCACACUAUCAUAUAAUUACACUAAUAUUAUGGGAGUAUGCUACAAGGUGUACUUAACGCUUUGGACUACAAAACAAACUGUGAUAUAUAUUCAUGAAGUUUACUUAAGUUUCAUUUCUUGAAAGCAUAUUUUUAAUAAUGGGCCAUAUGACUUGUUUUAUUACGUAGAUAUAAAAAUAUAUAUUAUUCAUAAUAAUAAAUGACGAUUGCAGUAACUAGUCUAAUAUAAUUUUUGUUGGAACUUUAUUGACUGCAGUGUCAUGAUUUUAUUAAGCUCUGCAGUAUUUAGUCGCUCUAUUUACAUCUGAGAGGUCUUCAUCAUAAUAUAAAGUUUUAAUCGCGAAAUAAUUCGAAAUUAAUUAUUCAUAAUAAAUAAAGUUAUUUAUUACAAAAUAUUUUAUCGCAAAAUAAAAUUACGUCCAAAUAAUAUACAUAUCAACAGUUCAGUGUGCAAUUUUUUACCAGAUAACUCAAGCUACAGAGAGAACAAUAUUCAAUAUUAAUUUGGUAGUAAUUUUAUACUUGUCAUGAUUUCGCUCUUUUACGUUUAUAAAUUCGUUCAGAUUUCCUCAGUGUAAUGGCUUUAAAAUACCAGGUCCAGCAAACAUUGUUUCACGAAAAGCAAAAAUUUAAAUGCGCAUUUUCUGCAAACUUACAAUAGAAUAUGAAUUUACAUAAACACAAAAGGAACAAUAUAUAACAAACGGACUACGCGAAAUGAAGCUACCACGCUAUAUGUUAUGAUUUCCAUGGGCAGAGGAACGGUAUGGUCACACCGCGGACCACACAAAAUGAAGCAUUUUUUUCUAUGUUUAACCUGACUUGAUCAUACAGAUCUCUCUCUGUAAUGCCAUUAGAAGAUGUGUACACACUUUUAAUACAUAUGUAUUUUGCCGUCUGUCGUGUUAACUACAGUAUCAAGUCUUAUGUGUGAUGUUUUGUAGAUGAUAAAGUGCGCGAAUCCUAAACAAAACUAAACCAACACGUCGCACUCAUGUUAAAGGAAACCAUUGUAAAGGUCUUUCAUAUUGUAACCCUGGCUUGAUGUCUGUACAUAUCAACUUCGUGAAUAGUUGUGAUCACCAUUAAAGAUAAUCCCUCCUGGCGAAACUAUUUAAAUCGCCAUUAUAUAUAAUGUAGUAUAUAUAAAUGUAUAUGCAGCAUUUCUCAUAAUUCCUUCACAACUAAUCUUUAUACUUUUUAAGAUUUGCUCGUAUAAUUCUCUUCGGACGCAAAUCUAAAAAGUACCAACAGAAAUGUUUGGAUAGGUCAGAGGAGUUUCAGACGGCAGAUAAUGACGGACGCCAUGUUGAUGGGAUUGUUCUUGUGACAUCUAGAUAACGACCUGACACGAACUAGAGUUAACUUGCGAACAUCAAUAAACGCAAUAACCGUCACAUGGAUUUGUGUAUAUUUUAUGUUAAGAUUUCGCUCUUGAAUUGUCUGUCGUUUGAAACUUGUAUUUUAGCUAAAAUUAGCACCUGCAUUCUUCACUUUAUUUUCCAUCCCUUCUUUAAAACACGUACUUUCUGACUCUUAAUUCCUCUUCAGGGGAAAAAUAUCCUUGCCCAAUAUCUGAACGCCCAAGAUGGCGUUUAAAUGAGUUAAGCCUCGACCUCACAGCACUAUUCUGUGAUAGUGGAGAGAUGACGCAUAUAUUUCCUUAAUUUAGUUUAGUUGUAACAAAUUGUAGUUACAUAAUAAAUAUAUUUUUUUGACAAAAUGUUGUAGUUGCUAUUCGUGUCUGUAUAUUUCUUUGCUUUCUGUUUGUGUAUAAAUAUAUUAUACUGGAAAAUUGGGAACAAUUUUUACCUACAGUAUUUGGUUACUCAUCAGACAAAUCAUUAAACCUUUCGUAAAAACUGCUUGAAACAAAUAUUUAUUGUAGUCCAUUACAACCUACUUAGUACACACUGGUUCAAAGACAACCACGUUGGAAUGUAUGAGGGAAUUCUAAAGAUUAAGCGUAAAGAAUAUGAGUUUUCAAUACAAUUAUCGGAAUACUAAAUACAAUUUAAGACAUUCGCAAAAAACAAAAACACACACACAAGAAAAUAAAACAAGGGAAUUAAAUAUUUAGCAUCCAUAUUACAAAAACAGGUGUGUCCCGUUUUAUUUCUGGAGUUAUAUUUAAGUCAUGGAAAAUAAAUAAAUUAAAUUUGUAGCAAAUGUA
This is a messenger RNA of Zootermopsis nevadensis, 6480 nucleotides long. Its product is annotated as IDLSRF-like peptide. The record is from RefSeq and is a predicted model, not a curated record. Gene Ontology annotation, molecular function: protein binding. NCBI's taxonomy places the organism in Eukaryota, Metazoa, Arthropoda, Insecta, Blattodea, Termopsidae.